Messenger RNA from Selaginella moellendorffii, 1077 nucleotides. RefSeq names its product serine carboxypeptidase-like 25. Lineage: Eukaryota; Viridiplantae; Streptophyta; Lycopodiopsida; Selaginellales; Selaginellaceae. Bases 1 to 1077 code for a protein of 358 amino acids. Gene Ontology annotation, biological process: proteolysis. The record is from RefSeq and is a predicted model, not a curated record. Gene Ontology annotation, molecular function: serine-type carboxypeptidase activity. The transcript is spliced from 6 exons.
AUGGUCAUGCCUACCGGCUUGACAUGGAUACUUUUGAUCUUGCUCGCUAUCACUGCGUCGCAGGCAGCAAAUCCCUCCCAUCUCGUUCGAAAUCUUCCCGGGCAGCCGCAAGUCCAAUUCAAGCAGUACGCUGGCCACUUGGUUGUGAAUGCGUCGGCGCAAAGAGCGUACUUUUACUGGUUCUUUGAGGCCGAUCACCAGAAUCAAACAUCGCAACCAUUAGCUCUGUGGCUUUCAGGAGGACCUGGUUGUUCUUCCGUUGGAGCUGGAGCUUUCGGAGAGAUCGGACCUUUCUCCGUCGAUAUUAGUGGUACUAAACUGGAGAAACGCCGCGAUGCAUGGAACAAAGCCUCCGAUAAUCUCCAGUUCCUGCUUGAGUGGUUUAGAAACUUUCCAGAGUACUCGAAGAACGAGUUUUACUUGUUGGGGGAGAGCUACUCCGGUAAGUUAUGCUACCGAGUCACUGUGAUCUUUGAUUUCAAGCAGUACGCAGGUCACUAUAUCCCGACUCUGGCUAUGAAAAUCUUGGAGAACAACGCUAAUGGUAAGAACAUCAUCAACCUGAAAGGAUUUUCGCUAGGAAAUGCCUGGACUGAUCCUGCUCAUGACAUGCGAGGCGAUGUUGAAUUUUACUACAGUCACUCUCUCAUUCCAGAGCAGACUUACAACGAGCUGAUCCAAAACUGCGAUUUUUCCACCAUGCGCCCAAUCCUCGGAGGUUCCAUGAAUCCAAACUGUCAAGCAGCUUCGGCCAUCACGAACCGCUUGAUAAGUGGACUUAGUCACUACAACAUAUACAAACCUCCGUGUAAAAACGGGUCGUCUAUCACGCGCGAAGGCAUCAGAGUAUUACCAGGCAUCCGAUAUAAUUGUGUCCAUGCUACCGCUCUACAAAUCCUUGAUCCAGAAAAAACUUCGAAUCUGGAUAUACAGGUUGCUGGCUGGUCGCAAGCUUACAAUGGAUUGACAUUCUUGACGGUGCUCGGAGCCGGUCAUAUGGUGCCCCAAGACAAACCACAGCAAGCUUUGUCCUUGUUUGAGCAUUUCCUCAAAGGAAAAGUGCCACCAGCCAAUUGA